This is a messenger RNA of Benincasa hispida (wax gourd), 1170 nucleotides long. It is a transcript of the gene DPMS1, whose product is annotated as Nucleotide-diphospho-sugar transferases superfamily protein. Gene Ontology annotation, molecular function: dolichyl-phosphate beta-D-mannosyltransferase activity. NCBI's taxonomy places the organism in Eukaryota, Viridiplantae, Streptophyta, Magnoliopsida, Cucurbitales, Cucurbitaceae. Gene Ontology annotation, biological process: protein O-linked glycosylation via mannose; dolichol-linked oligosaccharide biosynthetic process; GPI anchor biosynthetic process. Gene Ontology annotation, cellular component: endoplasmic reticulum membrane. The record is from RefSeq and is a predicted model, not a curated record.
ACUGAAACUACUACGACUUUGUCUCGUUGGAGUUCUCGUCUCUUCGGCGUGUAUCACUGCGCACAGAAUCUAGAGGGAGCAAAUCGAAGUUGCCGUCGAUCACUUUCCAAUUGAUUUUGCGAUCGUUGAUCAUACGACUUCCUCCUCGAAGAAGCGUUUGCGUAAUCGGUUCAUGGCGGAGCCGGAGAAGGAUAGGAAUAAGUACAGUCUAAUUGUCCCAACCUACAACGAGCGCAUCAACAUUGCUCUCCUCGUCUACCUCAUUUUCAAGCACCUCCCGGAUGUUGAUUUUGAAAUAAUUGUCGUUGAUGAUGGAAGUCCUGAUGGUACUCAAGAAGUUGUGAAACAGUUGCAAGGGGUGUAUGGUGAAGAUCGGAUCCUAUUGAGAGCCAGACCUAGGAAGCUUGGAUUAGGAACUGCUUACUGUCAUGGGCUCAAGCAUGCCACUGGUAAUUUUGUUGUUAUAAUGGAUGCUGACUUAUCUCACCAUCCAAAAUAUUUACCCAGCUUCAUUCGGAAACAGUUACAAACUGGUGCUGAUAUAGUUACAGGAACUCGAUAUGUGAAAGGUGGCGGUGUACAUGGAUGGAAUCUUAUGCGCAAACUAACAAGUAGAGGAGCUAAUGUUCUUGCUCAAACACUUUUAUGGCCCGGUGUAUCAGACUUAACUGGAUCUUUUCGGCUCUACAAGAAAUCGGUGCUUGAAGAUAUCAUUAGUUCAGUUGUUAGCAAGGGAUACGUUUUUCAAAUGGAGAUGAUUGUUCGAGCUACAAGAAAAGGUUAUCACAUUGAAGAGGUUCCAAUUACCUUUGUUGAUAGAGUGUUUGGAACUUCCAAGCUUGGAGGAUCUGAAAUUGUAGAGUAUUUGAAAGGUCUCUUGUACCUUCUGGUCACCACAUAAUACAUUAAAAGUGAAUUUAAUUGCCAGGUAAACUUGUUUGAUUUCAACCCUUUGCCUAUUUCUGGCUAGGUACACACCACCCCAGGCUUUUUGUGUAAAUUUGAGAUAUGAUUACUUAGGAAAUAUUUUCAUAACUGGUACUUUUCCCGCAAUUUCCCUUCAAGUCUCAACUGUGGGAGCAUAGAAGGAUUAUGGUAGCACUAUCAGAGCUCAAGCAUUGUAUUUGAUGUUUAUUUUGCAGGAUAUACCGGGUUUGUUUUUUUUUCUCA